Molecule: messenger RNA, 1893 nt
Organism: Symbiodinium natans
Lineage: Eukaryota; Dinophyceae; Suessiales; Symbiodiniaceae
Source: the annotation of a GenBank genome assembly
AUGCCGCGUGGACAUGGACGACGACGCAGGAAAGAAGUUGAGGAAGAUUCGGUCGAGGCGGUGGAGAGGGCACAACGAACAGUGAUUUUCUCCAAGACAAAGAUGUGCAAGUUCCAUAUCCUGGGAGCUUGCACGAAAGGCGACGGCUGUAAAUUUGCCCACCGCAAAGAUGAGCUUCAAGAUCUUCCGGACUUAGCUUGCACCAAACUUUGUAAGAUGCUGAUCAGCACAGGUUCGUGCGAUGAUCCAACUUGCCGAUACGCGCAUAACCGUGCUGAGCUCAAAGAAAUACCUGGACUGCCUUCUCCUCUUAUGGAUCAGCUGCGAGAGACGGAGGCUUCUCAGCUGGCAGAUGCCGCCAAAGCUGCUGCCAAAGCUGCCAUCGAGAGCAACAACCCGCAGCGUCAGAAGAGCAACGAAGAGAUCCAGCGCAAACUGCGUCAGCAUCUGUCCUUGCUUGAGCAGACCACCAGCUCCAGCAAGCAACCGAACCGGGUUCAGGAAGCCGCCAGUAGCAGCGUGCCAACUGGUUUGACUCUGCAAGCCGUGCCGGCCACGCUCGCGCCUGGUGGCGAAAUGGCCCAGUUGUUCCCAGUUCAACUGGGCGGUGCGUUCUUGAGCCCCACUCCUUUGGAAGGUGGACUUCUCGUCAACUUGUCGAGCAUGGUGGCUGCACAAGUACAGGCACCCACCGUGCCCUGGGCGGCGCCGCUGAUUGCAGCUCCCACACAGCCAGCACCAAUAGCCGCCUCCACGGGGUCCGGCACUCCGGCUCCGACGCCCAAGUCGGAGGUGCCUCAACCUGCUAAGACCAAAGCUUUGCCCUCUAAAGCGUCCGCAAAGGCAUGCGCCACAAAGCAGGAGAAACGCCAAGGGCACAAGUCGGCAACAACAGGACACACGAUCGACCAUCAGCCACCUGGGAAGGUCUUGUCUCUCGCUAGCGAGCUGCCGAAGCCAGAUACCCCUCUGAACCUGGACCAGCGACUGCAAGACCAGGUGCAGCAUCACUUGCAGCUGCAGCUGCAGCAACAGCAGGAGAUACAAAGGCAGCUGCGAACGCAGCUUUCCAACCAACCGCCGAAGGAGAAGCGAAGCCAUGAGCCGAAUGCAAGGUCAUCACAGCUCUCCACUGAGACUCCAAGUCAGGAGCCGCACAGCAACCAGGCUUUGCAGACGCAGACGGCCUCGAGCAGUCCUUCUCAGGAAGCCAAUCGAUUCGCGGUCAAGCACACGUCCCACGAUGCGGAUGCCGAUGCCCCCACGCCAACAGCGCCUUACCACCGUAUCAACACAUGGAGCGGAGGCUUGAACGAAAUGGAGGAGGACUUGCUGAACGAUCCUGUUCUUGAGCUCGGUCCACUGGACAAGGUGGAGCAAGCCACCCUCCAGCUGGGGCCCUCCCCCAAGCCGCAGAAGGAUGUACUGCGCGGCCUUCAUUGCGUACCGGAAAACCAGCGAUUGAACGGGAUGGGGCGCCAGAUUUCCGAAUGCUCCGAAACCUCAGUGACAUCCACAGACACGCCCACGCGCACCGAGAAACGUCAUCAGGACACACCGCUUGGAUGGGCAGGCAGACGUCCAGACAGCAGAGGGUCCUCCCCCUUCUCCGCCGUGCACGAAGCACCAGAGCUUGAGGACGAGGAUUGCCAGGCUCUGGACGAGGAUGGAUGCAGGCCGCAGCCGCAGGAACUGGGACAUAUCUCUGGGCCGAUCUCUCCCAACACCAAGCUGCACCAGGAAUUUGGGGCUGUCGUCAAGAACACAUUCCUGGAGGUACAGGACGAAGAGGAACAGGACGCUCCCAAGCUCCGGCUCGUUCAGACAGCUGCCGGCAGGCUGGACAGCAUGGGGGGGCUGCCCUCCAAUCCUUCCUUCGAGACCUUGAUGUAA